AUGGCUUCAAGUCGCUUUACAAACGAACGGACUAAGUGCCUGAAGCUUCACUGCGUUGUGCUGCUGUCUUCUGUCGCGGUGUACCUGAACGGCCUCUUCGGCGACUACGUUCACGACGACAUCAGUGUUAUCGUCCAGAACAGGGACGUGCAAGGGACAACGCCACUUAUGCACGUCUUUGUCAACGACUACUGGGGACGGAGGCUCGAUCAUCCGCUGUCGCACAAAAGCUAUCGUCCCCUCGUCAUCCUUAGUUUCAGGCUGGAGCGAUGGCUGUUGGGACGGAGUGAGCCUAGACUGUCCCACGCUGUCAACUUGCUGCUGCACUGCGCGGUGGUCUGUCUUUACACCCACGUGCUGCUCAGGGUGCUGAUGCUGCCCUCUACUGCCGUGCUGCUCAGUGCGCUGCUGUUUUCUGUGCAUCCCGUGCACACCGAGGCCGUGACCGGCGUGGUAGGUCGGGCAGACGUCGCUGCAGCCUUCGCGUUCCUCGCCUGCUUCUUGGCCUAUCACAAGGCUAUCGAGAGACACAAGCGCUUCUGCGAUCGCGCUGCAGCCUCUGAUCGUCAGCCUAGACAAGCCUCUCUCAUGUGGAGCUACUUCUGGGCCGUCCUCGGCGUGCUGUGUAAAGAGCAGGCCAUCACGGCGCUCGCUGUCUGCAUUGUCUGGGAUGUUUGCCUCACCUACAGACGAUUACUUGGAGGGAGAGUUUUGGACGAGAUUCGAGCAUUGCUAACCGGCGUGGUGGUGAUACGAGUGACGAUGAUGGGCUCCCGCCCCCUCUUCUCAGAGCAGGACAACCCUGCCUCCUUCAGCACCAGCGCCACCACCAGGUACUGCUCACUCCAGGUACUGCUCACUCCAGCCCAGAACUGCUGGCUGUUGCUGUGCCCGUCAUCGCUGUCGUGUGACUGGCAGCUCGGCUCCGUGCCGCUCCUGCGACACCCGUGGAGUGAUGCCCGAGUGCUGGCCUCGCUGGCACUCGGAGUCGUGCUGCUGCUGCUGCUCAAGCGAGCCAUACAAGAUCUCUGUACAGAGGAAGGUCGAGCUCUACUGUGGUCGCUGGCUGUGAUGCUGUGUAGUUUUCUGCCAGCCUCAAAUCUAUUCUUCCCCGUAGGCUUCGUGCUAGCGGAGCGCCUUCUUUAUAUUCCGAGCUUGGGUUAUUGUACGAUUGUCGGCAUGGGUAUGACCCGCCUGCUAUUCUACGGGCGGCCUUCGGACGGAAAGAAAAAUGGCCAAACAUUUGAGGUGCACAAAAGGACCGGAGGAAAAUUACCAGCGAGCCGUUUGUGUACCUCCAGUGGCGGUGCAAAAGAUCUGGCAACAGAAGAGGGCAGUGGAAACAAUGGCAAGUCACGGAGCUGUUUAAACAACGGUCUAUGGCGGCCCUUAAGUAUAAGGCAUUGCACAGAGAAGAAAAUAUGCUUAUGUGGUCUCAAGCAGAACUCAAACACAACGAUAAGAGUUUGCGAAGAAACUCUGGACAAAACCACCGAAAAACCAUUAUCGAGGCUUUCAUUGUUAGAAAAAUACGCAUUCAGAGAUUCGUCCGGAUAUUCAUCGGCUCAUUCAUCCUGCGGAAGUACUAACAAUCAUUCACCAAUAUCUUCGCCUUAUUCGUCCCCUUUAGAAGCCUCUACAAGACCGCCUGCUGUCGUGUGUCAUCAAAUAACAAAGACAUUACUUGAUGGUACUCACUCGCGCAUUGCAAAUCUUGAAACUUCUCAUCUAAGCAAUAAUUUUUCCGCUUCACAAGUCGCGGCCUCCAACAUCUCCCAGUCUUUGUCAGCCUACUUGAAGGAAGCUUUGAGGAAGAACGACGGAAAAUUUGGUUCAUCAGUUAAUGGGGUUCGUAAUUGGAAAAAUUUAUCUGACAUUGGAAAUAAAACUAAAUAUCAUGAAGAACCUAACAAAAAUUUUGGAGAAACUAGCACUUACUACGCACUAACGUCAAUGUCUGAUAGAGCCAGCUACCAGCUGCGAAUGGAUUCGUCUACCAAGAAGAGCUUCGCAGUGUCAUCGCACGACGGCGAUUCGAAUCUUUCAUCGAAAAGAAGCCAUCAAUGUUUAGCAUACGAUACAAAUUUUAGAGAACGACAAUGCAAGCAGCUUUGUAGCAAAACAAAGAAGCAACGUUUAGGGAAUGUAGUAUACAAAGAGUUUUCGUGUAGAAAUGAGGCCUUGAAUCAUACGAAGCACAUCUGCAGCAUCACCUCAAGUGCCUCUAGGAUUAAACGAAGGAAAUUCGAAUUGUCGAAGGAAAAGAAUUCAUCAUAUUUACAAUUGAAUUUAAAAAACUACUUUUCAUUCACAUUCACACAUAAUUUCGCAAGAAGACUCGGGCAGUUAUGUCUCGUUGCCACUUUCUUUUUCUUCGUUCACAAAUGCGUCCUGAGAAACUUCGACUGGACUUCGAGAGAAACUCUUCUUCGCUCCGGUUUAGCUGUGUUGCCGCACAACGCUAAGUUUCACUACAACUACGGCAACCUGAUGAGAGAGCGACACGACUACGACCAAGCGGUGCAUCACUACACUCAAGCCAUCAGGCUGUGGCCGCAGUACCCCAGCUGUGGCCACAGUACCCCAGUACCUAAUACACUCUGUUGUGCCAGGCUGUGGCCGCAGUACCCCAGUGCCCGCAACAACCUUGCUGCGGUUCUUGUACUGCAAGGCAAGUUGCCACAGGCCGAGCAGCAGCUGCAAAUGGUGGUCCAGCAGUUCCCUGUCCAUCAGAAUGCCGCUCUCAACCUCGCAAAAUUAUAUGCGAGGAAGCAGUGGUACGAGGCAGCCCGGCGAGUCCUGGAGAACGCCUUCCGCGUGGACGCAGUCUUCAGAGACCCGUCCAUCAGUGAGCAGAUGGAGCAUUUGCUUAGCAGUCUUCAGCAACACGACCAGAAGAUACAACUUGACGAGCAUCGAACUACCAGUACUAGAAACAUGGAACUCAAUACCAAAAAUUCUGAGAAGGGCCUCGAAAAAUAUUAUGUAUAUACGAAAACUUCCGUGUUAGGGACUUGCGAUUUAGUGUUUGAGUCUUCAAUUAACUUUGAGAAUUCUCACAGCUGUGACAGAAAUAGCCCAACAUUGUUUAGAGUAUCUGGCACAAAAGAAAAAAUGGCUUCAGCUAUUAAAGCUCCAGUUCUUCUUUUUCAACGUUCAUCUCAUUUACGAUGGGGCUCCCAAUGAUCAAUAAUAAUAAUUUAAUAAUAAAAAUAGCGGUUUCAGCGUUUAUAAGGCCGUAGGCCUGCCACCGAUUCUUUAAUCACAGAACAUUCACAGUUUG
Molecule: messenger RNA, 3283 nt
Organism: Hyalella azteca
Lineage: Eukaryota; Metazoa; Arthropoda; Malacostraca; Amphipoda; Hyalellidae
Exons: 14
Coding region: 1-3186 (1061 amino acids)
Biological process (GO): protein O-linked glycosylation via mannose; endoplasmic reticulum unfolded protein response
Cellular component (GO): endoplasmic reticulum
Molecular function (GO): mannosyltransferase activity; protein binding
Source: RefSeq, a predicted model, not a curated record